This is a messenger RNA of Rhinolophus ferrumequinum (greater horseshoe bat), 2365 nucleotides long. RefSeq names its product Nedd4 family interacting protein 2 (gene NDFIP2). The coding region runs from base 86 to 1090 and encodes 334 amino acids. The transcript has 8 exons. Gene Ontology annotation, biological process: ubiquitin-dependent protein catabolic process; positive regulation of protein ubiquitination; metal ion transport. Gene Ontology annotation, cellular component: Golgi apparatus; endoplasmic reticulum; perinuclear region of cytoplasm. Gene Ontology annotation, molecular function: WW domain binding. Lineage: Eukaryota; Metazoa; Chordata; Mammalia; Chiroptera; Rhinolophidae. The record is from RefSeq and is a predicted model, not a curated record.
CUGACAACCUAGACAGCUCCCCUGACUUGUCUUACUUUUCCAUCUCCACCCACCCUGCCAAACCACCCGCCAGCUCGCGCCGCGGAUGGGCCGCCGGAGGAGCCAGCGAGCAUGCGCGACCCUCCCGAGCAUGCUCACUAGUGCGCGCGGCGCCGCGGAGCUUCAGCGACCCGCGGCGGAGGCGGAGGUCUCCUCGGCUGCUGCGGCAGCGGCAGGAAGUGAAGCGGCCCGGCCGGCUGACCGCGGCACAAACAGAGGCGGAAGGGGCCCUGCGGCGACGACAUCGUCGACGGGGGUGGCCGAGAGGGCUGAGCACCUAGGGGACUCGCCGGCUCGGAAGCCGGAUCCCGGGCCGGGCAGGAUGGAUCAUCACCAGCCAGGGACUGGCCGCUACCAGGUGCUUCACAAUGAAGAGGAUAAUUCAGAACCGUCUGCCAUAGAGCAACCAUCAGCUUCCAGCCCAGCACCACAGAUGGUGCAGGGGGCUCCUUCAGCAUCAGGACCCCAGACGGAGCCCUCCCCUCCCCCUUACAGUAGCAUUACUGUGGAAGGACCUACAACUUCAGAUACAGAAGUUUAUAGUGAGUUUUACCCUGUGCCACCUCCCUACAGUGUUGCUACCUCUCUUCCAACAUACGAUGAAGCUGAGAAGGCUAAAGCUGCUGCAAUGGCAGCUGCAGCAGCAGAAACAUCUCAAAGAAUUCAGGAGGAAGAGUGUCCACCAAGAGAUGACUUCAGUGAUGCAGAGCAGCUCAGAGUGGGUAACGAUGGGAUUUUCAUGCUGGCGUUUUUCAUGGCAUUUAUUUUCAACUGGCUUGGAUUCUGCUUAUCCUUCUGUAUCACCAAUACCAUAGCUGGGAGGUAUGGUGCCAUCUGUGGAUUUGGCCUGUCAUUGAUCAAAUGGAUCCUUAUUGUCAGAUUUUCUGAUUACUUUACUGGAUAUUUCAAUGGACAGUAUUGGCUUUGGUGGAUAUUUCUUGUACUUGGCCUGCUCCUUUUCUUCAGAGGAUUUGUUAAUUAUCUAAAAGUCAGAAACAUGUCUGAAAGUAUGGCAGCUGCUCAUAGAACAAGAUAUUUCUUCUUAUUAUAGAGACUGCAUCAACCAGACAUUCCUUUGUUAUAUCAAUGUGAAAUUUCCAGAUCAUCUGUAAACCUACAACUUUAAUAGAAGACUACUAAUAAAAGAAGACAAAUUAGUCAAGAAAAGAUAGAGCUUCAAAAUUGAAUGGCAGGGUGGUUUAUGCCUAAAAGCCAUUUCUGUUCAUUCUCUUAAGUAUUUAUAUUUCAUUUGUUUUGCACAUUUGCCUAUGUGCCCAUUUAAAAGGUUUGCAUAUACUUGAAAGAAACCAUGAAGUUGUAUCAGUGAAGUCCAGUCACAUUUGGUUAAUCAGUGAUACAACUGAAAGAGUUGAGUGGUAAAUAGUCUUCCACUAUGUAAAUGCCAUUGGCUUCUGACCUGACGUUUAGUAUAAUAAAAAUGAAAUUAUUAACCAUGUCAAAUGCUUUAGUUUCUGGCUCUUAGAUUUAUCUAGUAACUCUACACAUGAAAUAAUCUUUGUUAUAUAUAAAAUUUUUUGAAAUUUGCCGUGCUGAUUAUUAGAAAGGCUUUGUCAGAUUUUUGAACAUGAUUUCACAUCAUUAUUUAGAGCAAAGCUCUUUCUGUAAAUAACCAUGCAUAAAUUACUUCCUGCAUUGUUAGAAAUUGUGUCUAGAUAUCUUUUCAUUAGUUUUAAAUUAAGUGAACUUAAUAUAUACAGAAAAAUUGGGUGUUAAAGGUAGAGUUUGUUUUAGGACAAAUUUUGAGAAAAUAUGGGUAUUCUACAUGGUCCUUUGUAAGAAUUUUUUUUUUUUUAAGGGACAUGACGGUUUUAGGGAUUCUCAAAUGAGAAGCUUGGUUUUUAUCAUUGCCCUGUUAGAAAUUCUUAUAGGAAGAGAUUGUAUUAGGUAUUGUAUUUAUUUUCAUUUAAGACAUCUUUGAAAAUUAAUUUUUUUCACUAAGAUAUUCUCAUUUGCAUUUGUCUUUUAAAAAGCCAAUAAAAGUAUCUUUCGAUAUCAUUGUUAUAAUUUUUAGAUACUUAGUUUGUUAAAUUUAGCAAAUAAAAACUUGUACUAUUAAUAGCUUCUUGCUUUAUGAUUGUAGGAUUAACUAGUAAAAAUUAUAUCCUGAAUUCAGAAGUCUGUCUGUGGAAUAUAGGGGUGUGGGUUGUGUAUGUGUGGCGAGAGUGUGACCAUUAUUACAACUGGAAUCUACUCUCUAUUCAUUUGGAGGGCUAUUACAUUUUGCAAAUCAUUUUAUGUCUCAUCUGUUUUUCUUUUCAAUUACAUCUUUGCUUUUGAAUGCCAACAAUAAAAGUGAUGGAAAUUA